Aspergillus japonicus CBS 114.51 is the source of this 843-nucleotide messenger RNA. RefSeq lists its product as uncharacterized. The transcript has 2 exons. The annotation marks the transcript as partial. The record is from RefSeq and is a predicted model, not a curated record. Lineage: Eukaryota; Fungi; Ascomycota; Eurotiomycetes; Eurotiales; Aspergillaceae.
CACCGUGUUUUAGUAUCGGGAAAACAUCUAGCUCUCGCGUCAUCCUACUUCAAGAAUAUGCUCCGCGGGACGUGGAAAGAGACCACCUCCCACCUCGCAACAGGUCCCAUGGGGAUAGCCGCAGAGGGUUGGGACUUGGAAGCACUCUUAAUCGUCCUCCAGGUAUUGCACUGCCAGAACUCACAGAUCCCGAGGAAGCUGAGCUUAGAGAUGAUCGCCAAGAUCGCGGUCGUGGCGGACUACUACCAAUGCAAGGAAGCGCUGGGAUUUUUCUCGCAGACUUGGCUUGAUUCAAUGGACCAGAAGCCCCCGAGCACAUACUGCAGGGAUCUCCUUUUGUGGAUCUGGAUUUCGUGGUUCUUCGGUCGCCAGAGUCAAUUCCGGCAAACCACCUCGGCGGCGGCGUCGCGGAGCACCUCGCCUCUAAUCGCAAUUCCAGGUCUCAUCAAGGAGAAGCGAACCACAGCCAUCGCCAACAUUCUUCAGCAACUGCACGGCAAACUAGAUCGGCUGCUCCGCUCCACCUCUUGUACCUUCGAGUGCAGCUCAAUGAUGUAUGGAGCUCUCAGUACAAGGAUGCAUUCGAGCGGUCUGCUAUACCCCAGGCCUGUGGCUCCAUUCUUGGGUAUAAGUCAUGAAAAGCUGGUGCAGCAGGUGUUGUCCUUCGAACCCCCAAAGUGGUGGUCCGCGCCCACAAUGUACGACAACCGUCCACAUGGGUGUUCUUGGUCUUCCUUCAAGCCCCUGGUGGGCAAUUCAAACACUGUUAUCUCCGGACUGGAUCUUUCCAAGAUGGGUACAUUGUGCACCAAGAACAAGACGGACAUUGUAGUGGCCUCUUAG